CUACAAAUCCCAGAUUCACCAACGCGGAAGUAGCAAACAAAAACACCGCCAGCUCGUAGCACGCUGCAGGAGAGGAAAAAGAUGUCUUACGCAGGAAAAAAGAGAAAACUGGAUAAAACCCGCCAGGAUAGACUUUAUUUUGACAGCUACGCGGAUGUCACCAUUCACGAAGAAAUGAUAGCGGACCACGUCCGGACCAACACUUAUCGGACGGCGAUUCUUUUGAACACCGAGUGCAUUCGGGGUAAAGUGGUGCUGGAUGUCGGCGCAGGAACGGGCGUGUUAAGCAUCUUCUGUGCCCAGGCGGGAGCCAGGAAAGUCUACGCCGUGGAGGCCUGCUCUAUAUCCGAGCAGGCUGAGAAAAUAGUCCGACAAAACAACAUGGACGAUCGAAUUGAGGUCAUUCGGGGGACCGUGGAAAGCGUGGAGCUCCCCGAGAAGGUGGACGUGAUUGUGAGUGAGUGGAUGGGUUACGCUCUGCUUCACGAGUCCAUGCUCAACUCGGUGCUCUGUGCCCGGGAUAGGUGGCUUCGGCCCGGCGGCAUCAUCCUGCCGAGCAGAGCCGAACUCUACAUCGCGCCCAUCUGUGACCCGGUGGUCGAAGACCGCCUACACUUCUGGUACACCGUCAAAGAGCAGUACGGCGUCGAUAUGUCGUGUAUGUCCGACUUUGCCCGGAAGUGCAUUAUGAACUCUGACAUCACGGUGAACACCGUGACCGUGGAGGACGUGCUUUCCCACCCGGCGCGCUUCGCGGAGCUGGACCUAUAUUCUGUGACGGCGGAGGAACUCCGCUCGGUGAAGGGCCGGUUCAGCUGCGGCUCGUUCGGCUCGGCGGCAGUCAAUGGCUUCUGCGUGUACUUCACGGUCAGCUUCCCGUGUUCGGACAAACCGCAGACGCUCGUGCUCUCCACGUCGCCGUUCAAACCCGAGACCCACUGGAAGCAGGCGGUGCUGUACCUCGACUCCCCGGCGGAGGUGAAGCAGGACACGCUGGUCUCCGGGGAGGUGUGCAUGUAUCCCUCAGAGGAAAGCGACAGACAUAUAUGUAUCCACCUGGAGUAUGCUAUAGGAGAAGAGAAAAGACAGUCCAAGACUUUCUCCAUGCCUGACUGGAGCUCUGACGCCUAGACUUAGAAUUACUAAAUGACCCUAAACAUCACACAGAAGUAGUGUUAUGAUAAAUAAUUCAGAUGAUCAAUUAAUAGCACUUUAGUAGGAAAAAAACACCUGGUCUCUACAUCUGCACUUAUUUGAUCAAGUUUUACUGCUUUUAAAUUGGUAUUUAAAAAUAAAAGUUUAAAUUCACUCUAAAA
Molecule: messenger RNA, 1316 nt
Organism: Oryzias latipes (Japanese medaka)
Lineage: Eukaryota; Metazoa; Chordata; Actinopteri; Beloniformes; Adrianichthyidae
Gene: prmt6
Product: protein arginine methyltransferase 6
Biological process (GO): peptidyl-arginine methylation, to asymmetrical-dimethyl arginine; chromatin remodeling
Molecular function (GO): protein-arginine N-methyltransferase activity; histone methyltransferase activity
Source: RefSeq, a predicted model, not a curated record